GACAUUUCAUUCUGCAAACACAACUUUGCAACCAUGGGCUAGGGCUGUGGAGUCAUGCAAGACAUCGGAUCCCAGAUUUUGUGACCCUGGAGCCAUUCCCUCCCUUCUGCCUUAGAAAUGCAGAGGGAGAGAGGUGCAGAAUCCAGUUCCUAGGAGAGGACCUUGGCAGAACGGAUUAUUCCCGAGUCAAGCAAAACCUCUAGACUCCUGGGAGAGGGUCUAUAGUGAGUAGGUGGGUGUCCCAUUCACUGAGGUGGAGAAGAGCCCUCCAGAUCAGCACAGAAAAGCCAUGACAGAGAAUGAAAGGAGUGUUGACUUUCUGGGAGUUGAUGCUCAUCAAAGAGAUAGUGAGAGGGAGGUUUCUGGGACAUUGGCGGAAAGAGCUGGGGAUCUAGAAGUGGAAGAGAAUUCUGGGAACCAAGAAGGAUCUAAGAUGCUGGGACCAGGUGAUCAGGCCUGUGAAUCCAACAGGUCUUUGAGUUUGCAUGCCCUUGAAACUCCAUUGCAACCAGAAAAGCAGAAAGAAAAGAGAAGGAAUAAGUGUCCCAUAUGUGGAAAAACCUUCAGUAAAGAAUCCAACCUUAAGAGGCAUCAGAGAAUCCAUACAGGGGAGAGACGGUAUGCGUGCUCGGAAUGCGGAGAGACCUUUCGUCAGACAUCCAACCUGGUCAGGCAUCAGAGAAUCCAUACAGGGGAGAAACCGUAUACUUGCCCAGAGUGUGGAAGGAGCUUCAGCCGGAAUGCAGAUCUUAUGUGCCAUGAAAGAAUCCACACAGGAGUGAAGCCGUACAAGUGUUCCUUCUGUGGCAAGAGUUUUGCGGCUAAAUCAAGCCUCAACGGCCAUCACAAACUGCAUACAGGAGAAAACCCAUAUAAAUGCUUGGAGUGCGGGAAGAGCUUCCGAUGGAGCACGCACCUGAUUAGGCAUCAAAGCGUCCACACAGGGGAGUGGCCCUACAUGUGCUUGGAGUGUGGAAAGAGCUUUAGUGACAAUGGAAACCUCCUUUCACAUCAGAGAAUCCACACAGGAGAGUGCCCAUAUAAGUGCAACGAGUGUGGAAAGAGCUUCCAGAUGAAUGCCUCCCUAAGUUCCCACCAAAAAAUUCAUACAGGUGUAAAACCGUAUAAAUGCUUGGAAUGCGGGAAAAGCUUCAGCCACCGUGGGAACCUUUUUUCACACCAAAAAGUUCACACUGGGGAGAAACCUUAUCACUGCUCCGAGUGUGGUAAGAGUUUCAAGGUGAGCACAUCCCUCAUUUCGCACCGGCGACUCCACACAGGAGAGAAGCCAUAUCAGUGUUCAGAAUGCGGGAAGAGUUUCAGUCACAGCACGGGCCUUACUUUGCAUCAAAUAAUCCACACGGGGGAGAAACCAUUUAAAUGUCUGGAGUGUGGAAAGAACUUCAACCGGAGCACAACUCUGAAUUCUCAUCAAAGAAUCCACACAGGGGAGAAACCUUUUAAAUGUCUGGAGUGUGGGAAGAGCUUUAGCCGGAGCACGACUCUCAGUUCACAUCGAAGAAUUCACACUGGAGAAAAACCCUAUCAAUGCUCAGAAUGUGGCAAGCGUUUCUGUGCCAAAUCAAGCCUUAAUGAGCAUCGGAGGCUGCACUCAGGAGUGAAACCAUAUAAAUGCUCGGAGUGCGGAAAGAGCUUCCUUUGGAACACGCACCUUAUUAAGCAUCAAAGAACCCACACUGGCGAGAAACCCCACACGUGUCUGGAGUGUGGGAAGAGCUUCAGUCAGCGCACCACACUUACUAAUCAUCAGAGAAUCCACACAGGGGAGAAACCGUACAAUUGUUCUCAGUGUGGAAAGAGCUAUCGGUGGAGCACAAGCCUUAUUACACACAAUUGCAUGCGCACAGAAGGGUAUCAAGUAAACACUCAGGGUGUGGAAAGUGUUUCCAAAGGUGCACAACCCUUAGUUCUCAUCAAAGAAUCCACUCAGGGGAGAAACCUUGUAAGUGUUUGGAGUGUGGAAGGAGAACAGUCCUAA
This is a messenger RNA of Heteronotia binoei (common prickly gecko), 1999 nucleotides long. Its product is annotated as zinc finger protein 883-like. Gene Ontology annotation, molecular function: DNA-binding transcription factor activity; RNA polymerase II cis-regulatory region sequence-specific DNA binding. Lineage: Eukaryota; Metazoa; Chordata; Lepidosauria; Squamata; Gekkonidae. The transcript has 3 exons. Gene Ontology annotation, biological process: regulation of transcription by RNA polymerase II. The coding region runs from base 290 to 1999 and encodes 569 amino acids. The record is from RefSeq and is a predicted model, not a curated record.